AUGGCUGACGACAUUUCCACCGACGACUCCGGGAACUUCACCUGCACCCCCGAAUCGCUAGCAGAAGCGAUCGCGACCGCGCACCUCGCAGACGAGUCGGCGUCCAGCGAUAAUCAAUACUCGGCGUUUCACGCGUUUAUCCCCUUCCUGCACGUCUUUGCCCUGGCGCUGCUGUUAGACCGCUUCUGGAUGCUGAAGAACAGGCAAACCCAGAUCUUCUUUUACGUGUCGGUGGUGUCGAACAUCGCAUAUGCGAUUUGGACGGUGGUUGGGUAUCAGGUGUUGUGGUUUUGGACAUUCGAAGGGACCGCCCUCUACUACAUCGGCCGCGCCCUCACCUGGACCACCUUCCAACAAUCCGUCACCUACCUCAACUACCUCCGCAUCGCCGACACCCUCGAGCGCCUGCACGCCCCCUGGGUCCGCCGCAUCUCCCUCAUCUUCGUCUUCGCGAUCACCCCGCUGACCCUCAUCAACGCCGGCGAAGUCGUCGUCUACUUCAUCGUCACCAAAUCAGACUCCGCCUUCCAGUACGGACAACCCCUCCGCUACGUCGCCUGGCUGUACUCCUCCGCGGUCGACAUCGCCAUCGGCACAUACAUCGUCCGCAUGAUGGUCGCCAACGCGUCGGGCGUCACCACCGCGACGACGACCAGCGACGGGAAGAAACCGUUGCUGCGCAUGCACCACAUCUACACCAUCUCGACCAUCUGCCGCAUCCUCCUCUUCCUCACCUGCGAAUACUCGUUCCUGAUCGCCGAGGACAUCGUCGCGGAUUACACCUCCAUGCGCUCGUUCUUCAAGUGGGAUAUGAGUCUGGGAUUGAGUGUGUUCAAACCGUACCUGUUGAUCACGGACAUGGCGAGGAUCAGGGCGUUAGGGGACGGUGAGCCGGUGCAGUAUGGGACGCAGGCGGAGUACUCGGAACCGAGAAAGUCCAGAGUCAUGAGGAGUGAGGUGCGGAGUGAGGUCGACCAGAUCAUGGAGAUGGAGGAGGAUGGGGGUUUGGAUACCGCGGCCUUGAAACCGUAG
This is a messenger RNA of Fimicolochytrium jonesii, 1032 nucleotides long. RefSeq lists its product as uncharacterized. The coding region runs from base 1 to 1032 and encodes 343 amino acids. The transcript has a single exon. The record is from RefSeq and is a predicted model, not a curated record. Lineage: Eukaryota; Fungi; Chytridiomycota; Chytridiomycetes; Spizellomycetales; Powellomycetaceae.